CCAGAUAAAGGGGAAAUGUGCACGGACAUUGACUUUCAAACAGCGAAAGCCCAUUACCAGCUGCAGAAUUAUAGCUCCGCUGUGUCAGAUGAGCGCGGAUGGGCAAUGAGGGGUAUACAAUACGAUAUAACUGAACUGAGAGAAGCGUAGCCAAGCCAUGUCUUUGAACUACAUCAAGAACUUUUAUGAAGGAUGUCUCAGGCCUCCGACGGUGAUUGGCCAGUUCCACACGCUGUUCUAUGGUUCUGUGCGCAUGUUCUUUCGCGGCGUCCUGGGUUUUGCUGUCUACGGCAAUGAAGCUCUGCACUUCAGCUGUGACCCUGACAGAAGGGACUUGAACCUCUACUGUUAUAACCAGUUCAGGCCAAUAACACCUCAGGUCUUCUGGGCAUUGCAGAUGGUAACUGUACUUCUUCCAGGAGCUGUGUUCCACCUGUACGCUGCCUGCAAGAACUUUGAUCAGGAAGAAAUCCUCCGGCGACCUGUUUAUACCAUUUUCUACAUCAUCUCUGUUGUGCUGAGGGUGCUUCUGGAGUUUGUGGCCUUUUGGCUUCAGAGCCACCUGUUUGGGUUCCAGGUUCAUCCCCUCUUCAGGUGCGAGGCCAGCACCUUGGAGAAGAAGUUCGGCAUGAUCAAGUGCAUGGUGCCGGAGCACAUCGAGAAGACCAUCUUCCUCAGCGCCAUGUACGUCUUCACCAUCAUCACGGUGGGGCUGUGCGUUGCUGAGAUUUUUGAGAUACUGUGCAGAAGAUUAUUAGGGUUGCAGCCCAGUCAGUGACCUGCAUGUCAUUCUAGUGUAAGUUUUAGGUAAAAAAAAGAAAAAAAAAAGAUUUUCUGUGUCUUGGCUAAAUGUUGACAUGGAAAGGUCUUAGACAAACAUACCUCUUGUUAUUUAAAAUACUUAGGAUAGUUAUACAGAUCAUAUUUUAAACUAAUUUUACUAUGAUUUUAAAAUUAUAUUCUAAGCUGUUUGUCUUACAGAUGUGAACUGAAAUGUAUCCUUCAACAGAUUAAGUAUUUUAGCACAUGCAGAUUUUUAUAAACCUGUGCUCUAAGUGUGUGGAGUUUGCUUUUAUUCCCCAUGUCAGGUGGGAGUUCUACCCCUAGUUCAAACGCAUGCAGCUGGACUAACUGGCCAGUCUGAAUGGCCCGCGGAGUGUGAUUUUGUGUGUGAGUGUGCAUGCACGCCCCGGACUGGCAUCUCAUCCUGGUUGGGCCCCUGCCCUGUGCUCUAUGCUGCCUUGUUUGUACUCCAGCUUGUCCUGGAUAAGUGUUAGAAGGUGGACUUGGCUUGUAAUGUAAAAACCAUAAAAGGAGAGUGUCACAGUUUGUGUGUGAAUCCCUAGAAAUUAAACAAUUUUGCUCUCUUUCCCCUGUACAUGAUGGUGCAUCUGAUUUAAUUAUCGUGUAAGUGGUCGAUAUGAUAAAAGAUAAAAUAUACCUCUCAUAUAUGUAUAAAUAGAUUCAGAUAUCUAUCCAUGUUUCUGAUCAUAUUUUCAGCUCCAUGUAUCAUCUCAGGUAUAGGAUGACAUGCUUUGAACAGAACAACCCCCUGGUUAACCUUAAUAUUUUGCUUUAAAAUAUCAGGGAGUGUAUCCUCAGUUGCUACACAACAAAGGCAUUUAGGAUUUCCUGGCUGCGCUGUACAGAUUUUGAUGUUCAGGUUGUUUCUCAGUUGUUCUUUCCAACUUCAG
Messenger RNA from Paramormyrops kingsleyae, 1694 nucleotides. It is a transcript of the gene gje1a, whose product is annotated as gap junction protein epsilon 1a. NCBI's taxonomy places the organism in Eukaryota, Metazoa, Chordata, Actinopteri, Osteoglossiformes, Mormyridae. Gene Ontology annotation, cellular component: connexin complex. Gene Ontology annotation, molecular function: gap junction channel activity. Gene Ontology annotation, biological process: cell-cell signaling. The record is from RefSeq and is a predicted model, not a curated record.